Molecule: messenger RNA, 2015 nt
Organism: Dendronephthya gigantea
Lineage: Eukaryota; Metazoa; Cnidaria; Anthozoa; Malacalcyonacea; Nephtheidae
Exons: 3
Coding region: 24-2015 (663 amino acids)
Source: RefSeq, a predicted model, not a curated record
AAGGGUUGUCCAAGGAGACUUGGAUGGUUGAAAUUGUAAAUGAACUCUCAACUAGAUGUCCCACUGUUGCUGAAAUCCUAUCAAGCUUGCUAAAUUGCUCCAUGUUGAACCUUGGAAAAAAGCUAUCCCUUAUUUGCUUGGUUUAUGGUAUUAUCAUGUUUAUGAGAUGUCAUGAACUGAGCAGAGUACAAAGGAUUAAUACUGUUCUCCUGACUGAAGGAAAAGCAUCAAGUAAUUUGUUUGAGCAACUUAACAAGUAUGGUUUCUGUCUAAGCAUUUCUAAAAAGUAUGUAGUCCUCGAUGACAUUGGGAAGCACUUUUUGGAUCAUGCUGUAGAAUUGCUAAAGUCUGGAAGGAAGUUUGUCUUUGUUGUUGACAACAUAGAUUGGGAGGAGAAGGUGCAUGAUAUGCGAGAGGUUCAUCAAAAUAAGAGUGUGCAUGCAGUUGCAACCAGCAUGGUGUUCACCAGAGUUUCAAGCGACCACCUUCCUGAUGACGGCCCUCAGAAAGAUAUAAGGACUUGCGACUUUCGUGAACUUGUUAGAAUAAAGGAGGAAGAAUUGAGGACGAUUCAAAAUCGAUACAGGAUACUAAUAGCAAGAACCCUAAUCACAAAGUUUCAAGAGUUUUCAAGCCUUAAAUCUUGUCUGUCUGAGGAACUUCUCCUUCAUCAUGAGAAUUCUGCAACAGCAUCACGGAAAUCAGAAAUUGUCACAAUGCCAGUAUUAAUGAAGGAUGAAAAAAAAUACAGUGAUUGUGUCGAUGUGUUAGAUCAGUUGGAAGAAUGGACCCAAGAAAUAUACAAGGCAAGUGGUAUGUGCAAAGAUCCGCCUGACCAGCCUUCUGUUUCCCCACCCUUGGUGGAAGUUCCAACUCGGCCAGAUCAACCUAGAUCCCACAUCCCACCAGCAUCAUCAAACUUUGACCCACUUCAAGAAGUAAAGAUUCCUUGUUUUGGUGAUGAAUUGACAAGAGUCAGGUUCGCUGGUGCACGUGAUCUACGUUCCGGUUGUCAUACUGCAAAGCAGCGUCUUGACCAUCUGUAUCCAUAUCGUAUUGUAGGAUGGCAUACGAAGAGGAGUUUUUUAAAGUCAGUCUUUAAACGGCUCUACAAAAAUUCUGGAAGAGAAAAUGGUACGUUGCGAUACUUCCGAGAAGUGCUCAAUCGAAGAAAUGUGACAGUUGAUGUCAAGCAUUAUGAAGACUGUGAACAACUCUUCAUGAGUGUUGGUCACUGUUAUUUGGUAGAAGCUUUGCUCGAGUUCUUCAAAAUGGAAGAUGUCAACACGUCUCCUGAAGAAAAUAAUCAUUUUCUCAUUGAUGAUUUAAAUAAUGAAGAAAAGAAGACCCAAGUACUAGAAGUAUUGGACAAGUUUGUCGCACAGUACAUUUAUCCAACAUUGGAUGAAAACAGCAUGGAAUCCUCAGAUGAUGACAGCACUGAUGGUGUCUUCAACUAUGCUAUCAACAUAUUGAAGUCUUUCAUGAUUCUUCUGGAUUGCAAGAAUGCUGUGGCAUCUGGAAAUGGGGAGCAUUUAGCACUAAUCCAGAAACAGAUGUUGUAUUACUUUUCAUCUAUUUCUGGAUUCAAUGCAUAUGCUAUCGAGAUGCUUAUUGCUAUAGUGCAGAAUGAAGUCCUUCUUUCACCCAGAGAGGCACAUCAGUGCAAGUGGGCAGCAUUGGCUAAUUGGAAUGGAGGAAAUGACAAAAACAUUGAGAUUGACCUACUGCAAGAAAACCGAAAUGCUGAUCUUAAAGGUUUUAUUCGUCUGAUGGGUGCUAAUAAGACAGAAAAGGCAAUUGGAAGAAUGAGCAAGGCAGUUGGUGGAGUUCGCAAGGUUGUUGAUGCGUUUAAUGAACAGGCAGCAAUCAAACGCAAGUCAUCAGCCCAUUCCCAUAGGUCCUCUUCACAAGAUGAGGAUAAAGUUUCCAGUGAUCUACACAAAUUAAAGCCCUUCUCCCCAGUUAUUGGCCGAUCCACAAUUCAUUUGCGGGGAUUUCUUCUGACCCUUUAG